CGCUCCACACAAUCCAGAUGUCGAAAGAAAUAAUCAAUGUUUGAAAGCACUUCUUUGCUCUGUUGACCAAGAUAAAAGUAAAAGUUUUGUCACCUGAAUUGCAUUUCACUUUUUGUUUACACUCGAUCAUUCUUCUCAAUUUGAGUGGACACUCCACACCAUGUCAUUUCUUCUUCAGAAAUCCACCCAUAGAAGAAAUAUCCAGAACGGUGGAUUAUCGCGAUUAUCUGUGAGGAAUUAUAGCAAUAGCAACGUUGCGAAUGGAACCUUUGGGGAUAAUGAUUCAAGAAUGGUUGCGUUCAAUCGAGGAGGUCAAAAAAAGUCAAAUCAACAUAUAUCAGGGAAUCAGAUUAUGUUGCAAGGCCAAAGAAUUGCAGGCAAAACGAAUCAAUUUCAACAAGAACGGCACCAGAAUCAAGAAGACACGGAGAAGCAGCAACAGGCAGCACGACAGGAACAAGGGACCAUAGGGGACUAUACUAUGGAUGAAAGUAAGUAUGAAGCAUGACAUGAAAUACAGAUACUGUUUUGAUUAUUCACUCUGAUCCUUAAUGAUCUUCUCUUCGUCUUCUCCAUCAAUUUCUUCUUUCACUUGCACGGCAUUUGCACAGUCAUGCAAGAUCUUGUCAUCCUCGAGCAGCAGCAACGUGAGGCACAGAUGAAAUUAGUUUCUGCACAGACAAUGAAGCAGAAGCGACUUGAGCAUCAGCGGCAACUCAACUCUUUUCUAGAAAAGAAGAAUUAUUCGAACGGUGCACUCAGAGCAAAACUUUUGCAGUGUCGAGAGUUUCUUUCCGUUGCCACUCGAGAUCUAAGCAAUCGCAAACUCGUAACGGAUAGGUUGCAGGACGGGAUAGCAGAUUUUGAAGCAAAACUUAAAAGAGGCAUCAGUUCGGCCAGAAUGGUUCGGAUUUGUAACGCGAAAAUCGAUUCACUUCUAAUCACUGUCGACCACAAAAUUGCGAACAUAACUCGCCUCAAGGUGGAAGCAAUCAAGAUCAACAAGGAGUCACGCAAGAAGUACGAGCGAUUGGAAGAAAGAGACAAAAUAAUCCGACUAGCCAUUCAAGAUGCCCUCGAAAAAUCUCGUCUUCUGGUUCGAAGAAAAAGAGAUUUUCGAUCCGUUAUUGAAAAACUUGAUCACGACAAAAUGAUUGCACAGAAUACUGAGCAACAGAUCGAACUACGAACUCGGAGUGCCCAUGACCAAAUCAAGGCAGAAGAGGAUCGUCAUUCUUCGGCGAAAGCAAUACUUUACCGCGAUAUUGAAAAGGUUACUAGACAGAGAACGACCGUUGCAUUCGAGAUUCAGGAAGGAUGUAUCGCCCUUCAAAAUUUGAAUGCCAUGGAGCAAACGCAGAAGGAAAAGAUCAGCCGAUGCAGCAAAACGCAGGGACAUGACUUCAAUUUUCAGGAAAAAGAGAUCUCCCCUUUUUCAGGUCAAACUCAGUUUCGUACAGACUUAACACGGCUGGAAUCAGAAGCGACAAAGGGUGAAGACAAUUUGGACAGUUUGAACAAACAAGUUGAAGAUAUAGAUCAGGCGAUCGAAGAAUCGAGAAAGAGAACCGCUAGAAAUCAAACGGAAGCAUCAGCCCUCAUUACUUCAGCCGAGAUGACUACCAAAGAGGAAGAAAAACGACGACAAAUGUUGUUGGAAAUCCAGACCUCGCUCGAAGCUGCUCGUGCAGAAGUCUCGAAGCUCGAUGAUAGCUUUAGAGAGAUGAAAGAAAACCGGAUUGCAGAAUCUCGUGCUCACUUGAAGGAUAUGUCCUGCAACGACAUCGGGAUCCAAAAACAGAUCCAGGUGGUUGAGAAUCUCAAAUUGAAGAUGAAAUUACAGGAAACUUCUCUCAAGACCGAAAUUCGACUUUUUGAAGAUACCGAAAAGCCGCGAAUCGCGGCGAAGCUCAAGCAAGCCGAGGAAAAUUCACGAAAAGAAGAAAAGAAAUACCAAGAUGUGCUGAAAGAGUCUAACGACAGUUCAAUUGAUUCAAAGCUUCGAAUACAAUUGAAGGAAAAAUUUAGCGACGAAAUGAUGGAAUGGAAUGUUCACAAUCAGAAUGCGAUUCAGAGAUUCUCUGAAUUUGCGGAGAGUAAGUACAUCGUAUGAAAUGUUUAGUGCCAUGUUUUUUUCGGUUCAUUUCAUACCACAACCUUCUGACUGAUAUGUCAACUUCAUCACGUUCUAACUUCAUUGAUUCGUUUUUGCAGAGUUUCCUGAUCUCCACAAGAUUGACUGUUCAUUUGAUGAUAAAGAAAAUAGAUCUAAGCAGAUCAACAUUGCACUCGAGGAACUCAAAAGUAAUUGCGAUGCACGAACAGGCGCUUUCAAGGCCGCAAAAGAGAAAAGAAACCAACAGAAGAGAGAACUGCAGUUGCAAGCAGAAGCACUUGAGUCGAAAAUAAAAAGAAAAGAAGAAUUGAAGGCAAACCUCAAGAGACGUCAGCUUCAAGAAGCAUCAAAAUGGCGAGUGACAAAUACGAAUGACGACGAAGAAAAAUGUCAUCGAUUGAAAUCAAUCGACGACCGGAACCUAUCUCAUGAGAACAGUGCCGCUGUAAAAUACCGGUCAAGGCGUAAAAAAGGAUCAGACUUCUUCAAUCCAAUAGAAGACAAUCAAGAUACGUUGUAUACUGAUUCAACACCUAGUCAACCGCGACAAUUGAUCUCUUCUUUUCUAUCACAAAGCAGUGGGCAGCGAGUUCGAUGGAAAGAUGACGAUGGCAAGAAAACUUGUGUUCAGAAAGAACUUGUUAGAGACCAUUCAAAAGACCCUAUGUCUCUGGACGAAGCUACCAUUACUCACGGUAGAGAAGCCAAGCCGAAUCAGACAAAAGAAAAACAUGGUUCAUCCAGAAAGAUGACCAAUACUUCCACCGCAGAGAAGAAAAAACCACAAUUAUCAAUGUCUGAGAAUAGCUUCAAAUUGGAGAAAGAUUCCUUAGAUGAUUGUAAAAGGCCUCUGAAAGGUAGACGUAGGAGACGCCUUCGUAACUCGGAUAGAACGUCAUUACAAGAUUCAUAUCAUAACAAGGAGUUGAACCGACACACUUCUAUCCAUAUCCUAAAGAAGACGUCAACGAGUUCUAGUUCUCCAACGACCCUCAGGAGAAACAAAAGAGUCGGAGACGUGCAAUAUGAGGGCAAAGAUAUUCACAUGAAGAAACGGAAGAAGUCAGACCAUGGUGGCCGACCGAGUUUGUUUGUGCGUGACACCUCAUCCUCUGAUCAUUUAGCUUCAACAGAGGCGAACAGGGAAGGUGAAAAGAGUACAUUCGAUGAGCGUGAGGGAGGAAAUGCACCGAAACAUCGAAAGAGGUCUCCAAGGUAUGUUCGAAAGGGUAGUCUGACGGAGGCCUCGCAAACUUCAAAGGACGAGAACGCUACGGUGAAGAUACUGAAAUCGGGAGGCUCGUCGUCAAGAUCUUCACGCGACGAAAAAAAACAAAAGAAAAUCAAUGAUAGAUCUUCUGGAAAAGAAAACUCUAGCGUCAAUCGUUACAAGAGCGAAUCGAUCGAGGCCAUUUCAUCGAAGGACAAUAAAGAAAGAGAGAAAGGAAUCGCUAUCACUAAUGCUGAUGGGAGGUCUCACAAGAGUUGGAGAGACGAAUCCAAAGGAGGUAUUUCUACUGCGUCUAGCAGGAAGCGGAUCUAUAAGAAGAACGACAAAACAGAUGGCAUCGAAAUGGAUAGAGAUACAUCAUCUGCACAGGCUGUAAGGAAAGAACUUGGCAAGAGUGAGAACGAAAAUUCUAAGAUUCAUCGUCGUGAGACCUUACUGGUGCGGGCCAUAAGUAAAGAAUCUCGAGAUAAAAGCAACGAAAAGAUGGCAUUAUCCGGACGAGACACUCGUGAAAAAUCUAACCGGAAGGCUUUCAAAAUGACCACACAGGUUAGCGGCAAUGAAAACCCCAAGAAGCCCACUGAAAAGUUCGCGUCAUCAACGCGAGGUACUGGCACUAAAUCGAAGGAGAAGACUCUCAUAAAAUCAACCUCAACUACACGAACCACCACACAACAACGUCGCGAGAAGACUUCCGAAAAAUUAACUUUAUCUACAAGAAAUAUUGACUGCAAUUCAGGAGAGAAGAUUCGCAAAAAAAUAACCUCGUCUUGCACAAGUUCUGGCAGAGAAUCUCAUGGGGAGGCUACCAAGAAAGCUAGCAAAAAUCGAAGCUCAUCGGCGCAAGGAACCAGCGGAGAAUCGCAAGAGAAAAGUAGCGGGAGGUCAACCUUAUUUUGCGGAAGUUCUAGCAGAGAAUCUCACGAGAAGGCUACCAAGAAAGCUAGCAAAGAUCGAAGCCUAUCGGCGGAAGGCACCAUCAGACAAUCGCUAGAGAAAAGUAGAGGGAGGUCAACCUUAUUUUGCGGAAGUUCUAGCAGAGAAUCUCACGAAAAGGUCAACAAGAAAUUUAGCAAAGAUCGAAGCUCAUCGGCGCGAGGCAUUAGUAGAGAGUUGCGAACGCGAAGUAGAACUAGCAUAGAAUCAACUGUAUCAGUUCGUGGUAAGAUAUCUCGUAGUCAUUAUGUUGAAACGGCAGACAGGACCAAAAAAAGGCUGUCUGUAAGGAGUGAUGUCAAAGAAUCUCACGAAGGUGUUUGCGAGAAAACCACUACGAGUGCACGAAAUAGAUCUGAUCAAAAUUGUAGGAAGGAGCAGCGAAAGAACUUUCGCUGCAAGUUGAGCUUAUCAGUGCCCAGCAAUGAUUUUCGCAAUGAUGAAUUUAUUCGUGGAGAUAUCGCGAAAAAACAAAAGUCUUUGAAAAGCAGGGUGUCGUCUUCCGUAAAAGGAAAUGCAGCAAUCAAGAAGAGGAAGGCAGAAGCCGAGUAUAGUUCCCUUUCGACGUCAAACACAUCUAGAAAUACUCGUCGCCGGAAGAAAGGUACCAGUGCAUCGAGAUCCAGAGCUUCGAUCACCGAGGAUACGUCGUGCGAGCUUGAUUUUCAGUAAGAGAAGCCGUUUUCAUUUUACUAUCCACAUCCCAAAGAGCCAAUUUUGUACUGUUUGUGCCAUCUGCAAGAUAGGUGCGGAUGCUAAGACUGAAAAGACGAAUCCAGAAAGUGAUAUGGUACGAUAGGUGAGAUAGCUAUAAAUACUAAAGUAGUCA
Molecule: messenger RNA, 5112 nt
Organism: Pseudo-nitzschia multistriata
Lineage: Eukaryota; Bacillariophyta; Bacillariophyceae; Bacillariales; Bacillariaceae
Source: the annotation of a GenBank genome assembly